Molecule: messenger RNA, 2618 nt
Organism: Medicago truncatula (barrel medic)
Lineage: Eukaryota; Viridiplantae; Streptophyta; Magnoliopsida; Fabales; Fabaceae
Product: microtubule-associated protein 70-2
Exons: 11
Coding region: 324-2159 (611 amino acids)
Biological process (GO): cytoskeleton organization
Molecular function (GO): microtubule binding
Source: RefSeq, a predicted model, not a curated record
UCAGUAGUCACUAUUUCAGCUUAAAUCAACAUUUCAGCUUAAUCAACAAUAAAAAAAUCAUCAUCAUAAACCUCUUCAAUACACAAAGCGCUUAAACACUUCAACUUAUUUUAUUCAUUCAAUCAAUUCCUUAAUCUAGAGAGAGAAAACAAACAAACAAACAUUUCAAUUUCAAAGAAAAUAGAAACAAACAAAACGAAGAAGAAAGAGAGUCACAUUCUAUUUUGUUCUUUCUCUGCACGCGUGCGUCAUUUCAAAUCUCAAUAUCUCGUCUCGCGAGAAUUUGAAUGCGCGAGUGAGGGUUUCGGUUCAGAUCGACGGCGAUGGAGGAGAUUUACGGCGACGGAGGAGCGGUGGCGACGCCGGCACCAUUUUCUGGAUCGUUUAGAGAAGGUAGAACUUCUUCGAGGAGACGCGGUUCUGCUAGACAGCAGAGUAUGGAUGCUGAUGAGUUCAUGAAUUUGUUGCACGGUUCGGAUCCAGUGAAAGUGGAGCUUAAUCGGCUUGAGAAUGAAGUUCGAGAUAAGGAUAGAGAAUUAUCGGAAGCACAAGCUGAGAUUAAAGCGUUGAGGCAUUCUGAACGGUUGAGAGAAAAAGCUGUUGAAGAGCUGUCUGAAGAGCUGUCAAAGGUUGAUGGGAAGCUAAAAUUAACGGAAUCUCUAUUAGAAACCAAAAAUCUUGAAAUAAAGAAAAUCAAUGAUGAGAAGAAAGCAUCAAUGGCAGCUCAGUUUGCAGCAGAAGCUACUCUUCGGAGGGUCCAUGCUGCUCAGAAGGAUGAUGACAUGCCUCCGAUCGAAGCAAUUCUUGCUCCUUUGGAGGCUGAACUAAAGCUUGCUCGGCAAGAGAUUGCUAAACUACAAGAUGACAACAGAGCUUUAGAUCGUCUUACCAAAUCCAAAGAAGCUGCACUACUUGAAGCUGAAAAGACUGUUCAGUUUGCCUUGGCCAAGGCCUCCAUGGUGGAUGAUCUCCAAAACAAAAAUCAAGAGCUGAUGAAACAGAUUGAGAUUUGCCAGGAAGAAAACAAAAUCUUGGACAGAAUGCAUAGACAAAAGGUGGCAGAGGUUGAAAAGCUCACCCAAACUGUGAGGGAGCUAGAAGAGUCAGUCCUUGCAGGUGGUGCAGCAGCAAAUGCAGUUAGAGAUUAUCAACGGAAAGUUCAAGAAAUGAAUGAAGAAAGAAAAACACUUAAUAGAGAGUUGGGCCGUGCCAAGGUAACAGCAAACAGGGUAGCUGUUGUGGUUGCAAAUGAAUGGAAAGAUGCUAAUGAUAAAGUCAUGCCUGUCAAACAAUGGCUUGAAGAACGACGAUUCUUGCAGGGGGAAAUGCAGCAACUUCGUGAUAAGCUUGCUAUAGUUGAGCGCACUGCAAAGUCUGAAGCACAAUUGAAAGAAAAAUAUCAAUUGCGGCUCAAAGUGCUGGAGGAGAGUUUGAGGGGAAAUUCUAGCGGCAGUAGUCGCAGCACCGCAGAGGGAAGAAGUAUGAACAAUGGUUCUUCUCGUCGCCAAUCACUAGGUGGAGUUGAUAAUAUCUCAAAAUUAACCUCUAAUGGAUUCUUGCCUAAGAGAACACCAUCCCCUCAACUCAGGUCAUCCCUAUCAUCUAGCUCAAUAUUGAGGAGUGCUAAAGGAACAUCUAAAUCUUUUGAUGGUGGCUCAAGGACACUGGAAAGAAGUAAAACACUGCUGAGGGGAGCACCUCAAAGUUACUCAUUCAACCAAUCUCUCGAAGAAACCAAAGAGAGAGAGGCAGAUGAUAACUGGAAAGGAAAUUCAGGUGAUAAGCCAAAUGACUUCCCACCGGCAGAUACAGAGGAUAGUAUUCCAAGUGUUUUAUAUGACCUCUUGCAGAAAGAGGUCGUUGCCUUAAGGAAAGCUGGUCAUGAAAAAGAUCAAAGCCUAAAAGAUAAAGAUGAUGCCAUUGAGAUGUUAGCAAGGAAGGUAGAUACAUUGACCAAAGCCAUGGAAGUUGAGGCAAAGAAGAUGAGAAGGGAAGUAGCUUCCAUGGAAAAGGAGGUAGCUGCUAUGCGUGUCGACAAGGUACAAGAGAACAGAGCAAAGCGGUUCAGCAAUAUAAAGGGCCCUGUAAACAGUGCUCAGAACCAGCUAAUUUCUGGAAGAAAUGUGACACAAAGAGGAUUAACACGCAGCACCCAAUAACAAUGAGUUUAUUAUGGAGGCACUUGGGAGUAUAUUAUGUAAACUAUAAGAGACAUCAUUCCUCUGCCCUUCUCUGUUUUUAUCUGGCACCCGGAGUACCAGUUUCUUAUGUUGUCCAUGGAUCAGGGACAAGAAAACAAUUUUAGGAAUUGAUAUGCAUCUGACCUAGACUUUUGCAUCCUCUGCUUAGAGAGAUCGGCUAAGAAGGAAGACAAUGGAAGACCAUUAACUGGGGUUAGCCUUUCAGCUUUUCUUUUGAGUGGUGUGUGUUUGUAUAGGUACCUUUCUCCCUUAACUCCUUUUUGCAGUUUAUAUAUUUGCAAUACGCAGAUAUUGUGAUUGCGCUGAUUCAGGUUUCUUAAUAUCUUUGUAAUUAGAUUGAGAUCUAAGCAUAUUUGGUUGUGUUAUAACUUACAAGUUCAUAAUUUCAAAUUGAUCGCAAAUCUAUAUUUGAUUAAA